Molecule: messenger RNA, 1542 nt
Organism: Carya illinoinensis
Lineage: Eukaryota; Viridiplantae; Streptophyta; Magnoliopsida; Fagales; Juglandaceae
Exons: 6
Coding region: 1-1542 (513 amino acids)
Source: RefSeq, a predicted model, not a curated record
AUGAUUGACAGGGCAGUGGCUAAUUGUAGGUGGGUAGAGUUGUUCAAAAAUAGAGAGGUGGAGGUGUUGACAGUAAGGCAGUCUGAUCAUAAAGCACUUUUGUUGAGUAUGUAUAAGGGUGGUGCCCUGAACAUGAGGAGGAGAAGAAUAUUUAGAUUUGAGGCAAAGUGGACUCUUGAGGAAGAAGUAGGGGCUGUUAUUGAAGAUGUAUGGAAAAGAAGAGUUAGUGUGCAAAAUCUAAUGGGACAGGAAGAUAUAAAAUGGAAGCACAGGGCUAAGCAGAAUUGGUAUAAAAAUGGGGACCAGAAUACAAAGUUUUUCCAUUCAUGUGCUAAUCAGAGGAGAAUUAAGAAUCGGGUGAAGGAAAUCAAGGAUGAUAAUGCUAGAGUGGUGAUUGAGCAAGGUGAGAUGGAGAGGAGACCUUAUGUUGAGGAAGAAGUUAUGAUUGCUUUAAAGCAAAUGGCACCACUGAAAUCCCCAGGGCCUAAUGGAUAUGGGGCUUGUUUCUAUCAAGCAUAUUGGGGUACAGUAAGGGAAGAGGUGUGCAAGGUAUUGGAAAAUAGACUUAAGAAAGUGCUUCCUUUACUGAUUUCCAACAGUCAAAGUGCUUUCAUCCUGAGGAGAUUGACAACUGAUAACAUGAUGAUUGCAUAUAAAGCUUUGCACACAAUGAAGACAAGGCAAAAGAGGAAGGUGGGAAGUAUGGCCUUAAAGUUAGACAUGGCAAAAACAUAUGACAGGCUUGAGUGGAGUUUUGUGGAGAAUAUCAUGAGGAAGAUGGGUUUUGGGGAAAGGUGGAUUGGGCUGGUUAUGCAGUGUGUUUCUUCUGUCACCUAUUCGGUUUUGGUAAAUGGAUGUGAGAUCCAAGGGGUUGCUAUUGCAAAAGGUGGAACAAGGGGAAGUCAUUUGCUGUUUGCAGAUGACUGUGUUAUUUUUGAGAGAGCAAGAAUGGCUGAGUGGCACAAAAUUCAUGGAUUGCUAGAAACGAAUGGAAAGGCUUCAGGGCAGCAACUUAAUUUGCAGAAGACAACCAUCAUUUUUAGCUCCAACACUGCAGAAUCUGUGAGACAAGAUGUACAAAAAGCAGUGGAGUACCUGUCUGUGGAUCCUAUGAGAAAUAUCUUGGCCUACCUGCUAUGGUUGAAGUUGGGAAGGGAUGAAGUGGAAGUAGUAGCCUACAUUUUGAGAAGGAUUUGGAUGAGGUGGAACUCUUGGAUUUUUGAAAACGGAUUUGAUGAGGCAAAACAAGUAAUAAGAGCUACUAAGCAAGCGGAGGUCGAAUAUAAGGAAGCAAAUCUUAGAUGCUUCCAGGAGGGGGUAUACUGCAGUAAGCUUAGAAGGGAGUCUGCAAGAUGGGAGAAGCCUUUAAGGGAGGAAAUCAAAGUAAACUGGGACACCACAAUAGAUGAAAAAAUGAAGACAAUAGGGAUUGGGGUUGUUGGAAGGGAUGAUCAAGGGGAAAUUAUGGCCUGCUUAUGCUUUGUUGUGGAAAAUCAAAAUGUGGCUUGCAUGAUAGAGGCUAUGGCCUCAAAAGAGCUGUAA